AUGUCGACACACUACACCCACUCCUAUUCCUACUCCAUCCCCAUGCCCAUCUCCUCCAAGGGCCAGGACUACGACUACCACAACACCUACUCCGUCUCGCCCCCUGAAGCCGACGAGUCCGUCAGCUCUGGCACCGGUCACUCCUACAGCCAGCCCAGUGGCUACUCUGUCGCCAACUCGAGCUACGCCGGCAGCAACAGCGGCGACUUUGACACCGUUCACUCCGCCUCGGGCGUCGACUUCAAUGAGUACAUGCAGGAUCGCUUCGCGCAGUCCUUUGACCCCAUUCCUCUUGACCGCAACAUUGCCAUCCAGGCACAGACAUCUGGAAAGCUCAAUGCCAAGCACCGCGAGCUCCUCGACCUGCAGGCCAAGGCGCAGGCUCGCCUGGCAAAGACGCGCGAGCGCUUCAACGAGGGCUACCGCGACGCCCAGGACGUGCGCAACGACCUUGAGUGGACGCAGAAGAAAGUUUCGUCUCUUAAGUCCAAGGCCUCACGAAAGCACACCAAGGAGUACAGCAAGGCGCGCGCGAGGUAUCCCUCGCCCGACGCUUACUAG
Verticillium nonalfalfae is the source of this 561-nucleotide messenger RNA. RefSeq lists its product as uncharacterized. The record is from RefSeq and is a predicted model, not a curated record. Gene Ontology annotation, biological process: regulation of protein localization; endosome organization. The transcript is spliced from 3 exons. Gene Ontology annotation, cellular component: BLOC-1 complex; endosome. The coding region runs from base 1 to 561 and encodes 186 amino acids. NCBI's taxonomy places the organism in Eukaryota, Fungi, Ascomycota, Sordariomycetes, Glomerellales, Plectosphaerellaceae.